AUGGAGGCCGUCGAGCACGUUCCUUUUGAGAAACGUGACCUAAUUCUUGUCGCCCUGUUUUCCAUCUUUUGCGGCAUUUUGAAGGAGUGUGCAGCGUACUAUUUCGUAUACCGCCGGGCGGACUACCAGAAGAAGUUCGCCGAGGUCUGCGACCGUUAUGAGGACUACCACAGGACUUACGUGAUGUUUGAGCCGCAGACAGCGCAUCACAAUUGCUUCCGUGCGGUCUCUCUCCGCCUUCUCGAAGCAACGAGGGACCUGCGCAACCUCCAGACGUUUUACACCUUCAUCACCAGCGUGAUCUUCAUGAUUCUGAUGUUGAUGGUGAUGAGCUAUUUCGAGGGCUGCGUGGUUGCCAAGCUUCCCUUCGAGCCGGUGUGGCCGCUCUCCCUGUUCACGCUGGGCGACACCAUGACCACCGACGUCACCAACUGCUCGGCGACGUGCAUCUACACGAUGCUCUCCAUGGCUGUGAAGGACGGGAUCCAGACUCUGUUGGGCUACCGCUCUCCGAUGACCACCUUCUCCGAGAUGAGCGUGAAAUCGGGCGCCGAGCAGUCCGAGUCGAAGUAG
Messenger RNA from Babesia bigemina, 573 nucleotides. Its product is annotated as -Transmembrane and coiled-coil domains protein 1. Gene Ontology annotation, cellular component: endoplasmic reticulum membrane; cytoplasm. Gene Ontology annotation, biological process: endoplasmic reticulum calcium ion homeostasis. Lineage: Eukaryota; Apicomplexa; Aconoidasida; Piroplasmida; Babesiidae. Gene Ontology annotation, molecular function: calcium channel activity. The record is from RefSeq and is a predicted model, not a curated record. The transcript is spliced from 4 exons. The coding region runs from base 1 to 573 and encodes 190 amino acids.